AUGAACGUACCAUUUAUGGAUCCAGAAAAUUAUUCGGCUUUAUUUGAGCUGCCACUAGACCUUUUAUUUCCGGUUUCGUCAAGUUCUCAUACAUUUACAGCACCUCCGGAGCUAGACAAUAUCAAUUUUUCUGAUUUGUCAUUACCUCUUAAUCCAGUUUUAUCAAAUCUUACGUCUCCGGGACCAUCCCAGAAUUCUAUGUCUACAAUGUUUCCAGAACCAAUUGACAUAAAUUCUCCUGUUGAUUUUUUAUCACCUUCGGUCAAUUUUAGUAGCGAUCAUCAUCAGCCUUCUGACUUAAAUGAUGAUGGAAUUAUAACUGAUACAGAUCCGGAGGAAAGUGAGAAUCUGAUAAUUACUUCAGAGUUAGAUAGUAACCUUAUCUUUGGAGACUGGGAGGAAUUUAAAGCAUGGUUAGAUGAUUAUUCAAAGAAACAGAGAUUUAGUUAUAGGAUUAAUUCAUUCGUGGAUAAGCAUAAUCAUGUGCUUAGCAAAACUAUUCAUGAAACAGCACCAAGAUUCAGAAAAUUAACACCAGAAAUGUUAUCCGACAUAGAGAAAUAUGUUAUACAAAGCAGGAUGGACUUCGGAUCUAUUUACCCUUUACUCAAACACGAUUAUCCUAAUAAACCUAUCUUUAAAAAAGACCUUUACAAUGCAGUAUAUCAGUUUAGAGCUAAAAAUAAUCCCGGUGACUCAGAUGCAUUCCAAAUGCUCCAAAUAUUAUUGAGUUGGAAAGAAUCCAACCCUUUAUGGGUGGUUAAAGUGCACUUAGAUCCUUUUUCUAGAAGAUUAAACAGGCUAUUAUGGAUGUCUCCAUCACAAAGAUCAAGAAUCGUCGCUACUGCUGUUAUAGAUGACGAGACUCUUGAUACUUUUCGAUGGAUUUUUAAUACUUUAUUUGAAAAAAUGAGUAUAAAUCCGAAAGUCAUAUUUACUGAUUCUGAUCCAUCCAUGAUUAGCAUGAUUAAAGAAAUAUAUCCUAAUACCAACCAUUUGUUAUGUAUUUUCCAUAUUGAUAUGAAUAUCCGAAAAAAGCUUAAAUCUGAUGCCCAAAGCACACAGCGAAUAGAGUCUAUUAACAAACAGAUACAUGAUAAGGUUGAUCGAGCUACUUCUCUCUGCGAUUUGCUAGCCAACAUUAAUAAUUACAUUAAAAAUGAGAAGCAUUUUGAAAGAUUUGAAGUUGAACGUAGUACAUUACCAACAGUUGGAUUACCAAUACUAAAUACUAUGCUUUUUAGACAGGUAGACGAUGUUAUUAAAACGGUUUUAACACCUAUUAUGCUGGGAAAACAGCGUUUACAAAUGAAUCAAUCAAUUGAUGAUGACAAUGAAGAGGUUAAUAUUGGUCUUCAGGAACAAGAGCAAGGCAUUCGUCAAAUUCUUUUUAAAUCACUUAUUAAAAAUGUUAAACAAGAUGAAGUCUUAGAAGUAUGGAACAUUAGAGCUACUGGAAAGGCAGGCAUUGGACACUACAUAGUAUUAUUAAAUGACGCCACUUUUCAUGUAGCUCUUAUUUUAUCUCGGUGGUAUCUGGAACCCAAUAUAGAUCAAAAAAGACUUUUACAACAAACCUCAGCAUUUAAAGUUUGUUGCGCAGUUAGAUCAGAAGGUGUUCAACAUAAUAUUACAUUUGAGAAUUU
This is a messenger RNA of Cetraspora pellucida, 1646 nucleotides long. Lineage: Eukaryota; Fungi; Glomeromycota; Glomeromycetes; Diversisporales; Gigasporaceae. The record is from the annotation of a GenBank genome assembly.